This is a messenger RNA of Dalotia coriaria, 4197 nucleotides long. RefSeq lists its product as uncharacterized. Bases 468 to 3377 code for a protein of 969 amino acids. Lineage: Eukaryota; Metazoa; Arthropoda; Insecta; Coleoptera; Staphylinidae. The record is from RefSeq and is a predicted model, not a curated record. The transcript is spliced from 7 exons.
ACCUAUGUUUCAGUCAGGUGUGACUUUGUAAUGAAUUAAAAAGCGACAACGAUUGCGUGACAUUAAAUGCAAACGUAGGAAAUUAAAUAUUUCUUCUACUCAAACAUUAAACAACCUCACAAGCUUUGCGAAAAUGAGUACUGACAAAAUGGCACUACCCAAAGCCGUUAGAGAUUAUUGUACUUUAAACGAUUUACAAGUGGAUGGAGUGUGUAAGUUAAUUGGAGCUAUUCUUGAUGCAGACAAGGAGAUGAUUUUAGAAAUAUUAGAACCAUGGUCGGACGAAUUGAAAGAUGAAUGUCUCUCGAUAAGUUGGAAAUAUUUAUUGGAACAAAAUAUUCCAAUUUCUUAUAACAUCAGUGAGUUUGUUGGCAUUUCUUUGCUUCCAUUGCGGUUUUAUUCUCCUGGUGUUGGAAAGCAACUGCAACUAAGUAAAGCCAAGAAAACAAACAUAUUGGAAUAGGUACAUGAUGAAACAUAUGGACGCAAUUUUGAUCUGGAAAGGUCCAACGGAUAAAAUAUUAUUAUAUCAUAUCAAACAAGUAGUAUUAAUGGCUAAUGAAGUAAGAUACUUAUUUCGCUCUGAAACUAAAAAACUGCCAUGGAUCAAACUAAUAUUUUAUUGCGUACAAUAUAUUAAAUAUUUCUACGCAACAGGCAAUCGCAACACUCUGGCAUCAUUAAUGUCAAAUGAUAAAUUGAUUAAUUAUAUUAAGUUGUGGAAAAUUGGCCUAGAGAAUAUGCAUGAUAAAGAGAAGUGGCAAGAUAAGAAAAUACAAGACAUGUUGCAGGAUUUUGAAGACACUUACGAUUCCAUUAGAGAUAUUUACACUAUUGAUAAAAUGAAGAAGUUCAGCACAAUACGGACUAGUUUUUUAAACAAUUUAAGAAUAUUGCAAGUAUUUGGUGAUUGCUUAAAAAGUACAAGCCAAACUCCAAAUAUUUCAUUACGCCUAAAAAAAUAUUUUAAGUCGCAUUUGGGAACAGAUUACGAAAACUUGAUUAUGCUCAGAGACACUAUAUCUCACUUAACAGGAAUACCACAAUGUAAUCAAUAUGACAUAAAACAAGUUGCCAAAUUGACCCACACAAUGGAAUCAACACUUCGAAAGAUUUCAGAUUCAAUAUUCAAUGAAUUCGAUUCUGAUUAUGACUCUGAUUCUGAUAAUUAUAUAUAUGAUUCUCAAAAAGAUCUAAUUAAGACAAUAAACCAAGAAAUUAAUGAUGCUCCAAAAUUGUCAUAUUAUGACUGCUUAAAACAAUUAGAAGAUGCCCUCAAUCAUAAUAAAGAGCAAGGAGAAAUUGAAAUGCUACUUAUGAUCAUAUUGAAUAAUUUAAAUCAAGAACAAGGCAGAUUGAAUGCAAAUCGGGAAUGGUUCAUGGAGAAAUAUCCGACAUUAACUGGCCAACAACUCAGAAACCAUCUUGCACAUGGAGAUCCAAUUGUGGAAUUAAUGGAUGUGGAUAUAAAGAUGGCAGCCAGACACACAGCAAUAAUGCUGAUUAAGGAAUUGAAAAUGAACGAUAAGAACAAUAAAAAGAUCGAGAAGGUUACAAAAAGACCCGCAAUUGAAGUGAUGCGGAAAAUCGAUUAUCAACAAAUAACACACUUGGAAAAAGAGAAGAAAUUGUUUCAAAUUAUUAUUGAAGGUGAUUUGGAAAAAUUUAAAGACUACUUACAAAAUAUUAGUUCCGAGUGGGUUAACUGGCAGGAUUUAAGGAAAAGGAAUGCCUUGCAUUAUGCUGCAGCAAACAAGAAAGAUAAUUUAGAGCUAUUUCAAUUUGUUCUUGAAGAAAGUUCAAGCUAUAUGAAACAAAUAAAGACAGAUAGUAGCUUACUAUUUCAAGCUUCAAACAAUUUCAAAAUUGCAAAGCGCAUUGUCGAGUUGCAUAUUUGUGCAUUGCUCGAGAACGACAGAACAUACUUGCAACAAAAUGAUAAUAAUGAUAUAUUGGAAUUAUGCAAGAAAUUAAUGAAAACUGAGAAAAUUCACAGCUUUUGGAACGUUUGUUAUUAUCAAAUAAGUUGUGAUAAUAUAGAGAAUCUAAAACUAUUAUUGGAUUCAAUUUAUUAUUUGUCACUCAAAGACCUAGAUUACACAGUAUCGGGUACUGGGACAAUGAAUUUUCGAAUGUAUCGUAUAGCUUCCUUUUAUCAUGCUAAAGAAGUGUUGAACUAUCUUAUCAACAUUGGAUAUGCAAUCAAUUAUCCUAAUAUCAACCAUCAAGAAAUACAUACAUAUUCCAAUACUGAAAAAUAUAAUGAAUUAAGAGAGAUUAUUAAAAGUGGACAAGUAUUCAAAGUAAAAGAACAUAAAGAAAUAGACGUCAUGAAUAGCUUGCAUUUUGCUGUUCAAAGUAGGAACUCCGAAAUAGUUAAGCAAGUGUAUCAAUGCCUGCCAGUAUUAUUAUUUAAAAAGAAUAAUGAAGACAAAACACCUUUAGAUGUUGCCGUCAAUGAAAAUCGUGUGAAAGAAUUUAACGUUUUAAUCGAACAGGCUAUCAAUAAUUCUUCAAAUCAAUUACAAAUGUUUAAGACCUUGGCCAAUGAAAUUAUUAAUUUGCGUGAGUCAAAUAUUUUUAGAGACAACAAAGGCGUGGCUGAAAAUGUAUUAUCAAAUACAAUAUAUGCAAUGAAGAUGAACCCCGAGGAAAAAUCGGUUCAAUAUUGGGCAAUUAAAUUGGCUCAAAGCAUGUUAGGAUACUACGAGUCAAACGAGCACUUACUUAACAUUUGGAAACAAAAAGCGAUUAAUACACUAUUCCAUUUUUCUGAUGAAUCGCACAUUGUCACAGAGUGCAUAGAUUUUGUUGUAGAGAUAUUCGACCAUAAGUGGAGAGCGCAACCGAAAUAUAAUAUCGCAGAUCAAUUAGAAACCAUCUUAUGUGCCAAAUAUGACCAUUCAUCGAUUAUUUUAGAAAAACUCAAUAUUGCAUUACAAAAUAAAAUUGAAUAUGGACAUUGGAGUAAGAUAAUAGCACACCAUGCUAAAUAUGCAAUUGAGACAUUUACGGAUGAUCCUCAUAUUCAACGUUAUGCCAUUAAGUUGAUAUAUCAUUUGCAUAAAAGUGGAACAGAUUUAGGAGUUUAUGAUUUAUGCCUUCGAACAUCGUUGAAAAAAGUACUGUCAGUGUUUGAAAAUGGCAGCACAGUACACAUAUGUUGUUAUUUGAUCGGAUUUUACUUAAUUUGUUAUGAGUCAACAAAAUUAGAAGAAACUGAUAACAAGAUAAAAUCUGAGAUGAACUACUUUAAUCUAGAAGACGAAUGGGAAAUAUAUUUCAAAAAUUUAGUUAUAAGACACUUCGAAUUUUUGGAAUAUGACUGGUUAACAUAUGCGGUUAAAACCCAAUUUAUGCCAUACAAUAACAAAUGAAGAAGUGCAUGCAAUUAGUGAAUUAAUUCAUGCCAUCCAAGAAGACAAAGAAAACGAAAUAUUGGAAAUUAUUGAUUCAUUUAAACAAGAUUCUAAAGAUGAGUUGCUUUCAAUGAGUGUAAAAUACUUAAAUGAUCAGCACUUUGAAAUCCCUGAGGACGUUGCCAAAUAUAUUAACGCCACUUUACUUAGAUAUCGUUUUUAUACAAAUGACACAUCUAUACAGCCAAAACAAAACUUACCCGAAAGCGAAAAAGCGGGAAGAUUGGAGUAUUUAAUCCAAAAAAUGAACAUUAUUUUGGAAUGGCCGGGUUCAAACAAUCAAGUUUUGAUGUAUCACAUAAAACAAGUUAUAUUCCAUGCAGAUUCAGUUCGAUAUGGUUACAAAAAGUUACUUUCUAAAUUGCCAUGGCUUCAGCUCAUAUUUUAUCUUCAGCAAUACAUUAAGUAUUUCACUUCAAGAAAUGAAAUUCACUUAUAUCAAAUUGGACUUAUAUCACCAAAAGAACUGACGAAAAUUAUUAAUUUGUUUCGAACAAUGCUAUUAUGCGUAAAGAAUAAAAAAGAUUCAUCAAAAAUUAAGUUAACAAGUGAAGAUAAGACUAUAAUAGAGGACUUUAAAAAGAUAUAUCAUGAAAUAAGGGAUGUUUACGAAUUGUACAGAAUUUGUCAUUAUAUUGACAAAUCUAACCAUAAAAACAAGGGCUUAAUCAUAUUACGAAUAAUACAAGUAAUUGGUGAAUCUCUAAAGCGAACUGAUAUCACACCAAAUGUUUCAGAUUCUUUGGUAAAUUAUAUUAAGGAAUAUUUUUUUGAUGAA